This is a messenger RNA of Peronospora matthiolae, 2148 nucleotides long. NCBI's taxonomy places the organism in Eukaryota, Oomycota, Peronosporomycetes, Peronosporales, Peronosporaceae. The record is from the annotation of a GenBank genome assembly.
AUGUGUCUAUUAGAACUCUUGUUAGUGGAGGCAGCCCUUGUAAUGUACUCGUGCAAUGCUAGUAGUUUACACAAUAGCUCCGUAUUCCUACAGACUCCGACCGUGGUUCUGCAACAGGUGGAUUUCAAGGCAUCGAUUGAGCUGCUGGAGCUCAAGAAUGGAUCAGUAUAUCCAAAACAGUUAUGGUACUGCAUAGAGGAUGAGGAUGGUACAGUACUGACCAACGGCACCAUCCAAACGCUCGAGGGCGAUGGCAACUACCAGUCGCGUUUAUCAAUCAAUAUUAAGCAUUUACAGCUGAAGUCUUACGGAAAACACAAGCUUACCACGACGGUGUGGGAGAAAGAGAAACACAAAGUCGAGGCCGAGCCGAUGGUCACGAAGGCCCCUCAGUCGAAGGAUACGGACGCAAACGUGGUCCUGCCUUUAACGGUCGACAUGCUGCUGUUCCGGGUGGUGCACACUACUUCUGUGACAGUGUCACCUGGAUGGGUGUCAUUGCUUCCACCUCUCGUGACUUUGAUCAUGUCGGCUGUGCUGGGCCAAGUCGCAGUAUCGCUCCUUGCUGGGAUCUGGUGUGGAGCUAUCAUCGUUUCGGAUGGAAACCCGUUCACAUCUUUCCUUCGUACAUUUGACCAGUAUUGGACGAAUGCAUUCACCGUGAAUGAUCAUGCUGGUGUGUUGCUGUUCACGAUCAUACUCGGCGGAACUAUUGGCGUGGUCCAAAAAGGCGGAGGUGGGCACGGUCUGGCGCUGAUUGCCAAGAAGUUUAUGACGUCGUCUCUACGCAUGCAACUGUCAACGUGGCUUCUGUGUCUUGUGAUCUUCUUUGACGACUACUCGUGCAUUCUGAUCGUUGGAAGCUCCCUGCGUCAAGUUCUCAGCCAGACGGGUGUUAGCCGUGAGAAGUUUGCAGCAAUCAUUCAUACUGUCGGCGUCUGUUUGCCAUCUAUGUCUCCGGUGAGCGCAUGGAUUGGUGUCGAAAUUGGGUAUGUGGCGGCACAGCUCCGCAAUCUUAAGCUCGACUGGAACCCGUUCGUCACGUGCCUUUCGUGUUUGCAUUACCGAUUUUUUCCGAUUCUAUUCAUCGCUUUCAUUUUCAUCACCAUCAUCUGUGAGAAAGACUUUGGCCCGAUGGUACAGUUUGAGAAGGAUGCUGCAGCAUCCCCGAUUAAUCAUGGCUCGGCAACUCCAGUUUUUCCAGGACCGAUGGACAGUCCAAAGCCAGAACUUGCCCCAUUGGAACCUGAUACAACCAAACCGCUUCGAUGGCAAAAUGCGGUGGUACCAUUUUUGAGCAUCGUCGCGUUAGCAUUCGUGGGAAUGAUUUUCGAUGGCUACAACGUCCUGUAUAUGCAGGACCCCAACAGAUCCUUUGGCAUUCUCGAUGCGCUAAGCCACUGUAAUUCAGUGGCCUCUUUGCUCCGCGCGUCUGCUGCAGGCUGGGUCAUUGCCGUUGCGCUAUUGCUAAUGCAGCGUAUUAUCACGCUAAAUGAAGCAACGAAGGCUUGGAUGGAAGGAGUCAAGGACAUACUGGACCCUACGCUGAUUCUCACACUUGCGUGGGCUCUUGGCGCGGUCAUCGGCGAAGUGAGCACUGCCCCGUACAUCGCUUCAGUGGUCGGAGAUUCAGUUCCAAAGCAAUUGCUGCCAGCAAUCGCGUGCCUACUGUGCUACGUCGUGUCCUUUGCCGUGGGCAGUGCGUUCGGCACGAUGGCAAUAAUGUUCCCCAUCAUUGCGCCACUUUCGUGGUCUAUCAGCGGUGGAGACACUGAGAAUCUGCGUCAAUGCUUCGGCAGUAUCCUGGGCGGCUCCGUAUUCGGGAACACUUGUUCGCCUAUUGCCGAUACGUCCAUCCUAGCGUCUCUCUCAGCGCACGUGCCGUUGGAGAGCCAUAUUCGCAGUAUCCUGCCAUACGCUCUAUUGGUUGCAGUCGUGUCCGUUGCUGGUGGCUAUCUCCCAAUCGGACUGAAAGUCUGCAGUACAUUCACGGCGUUCGGCAUUUGUCUCGCGGUGCUCUUGCUCGUCGUGUUUUUCUUCGGGACCCGGGUCAACACACGUUACCAUUCGCUAUCAUCGUGCAGUCCUAUGAGCAUGUCACCGCCAUCGAGAUACAAUGGAGAAGGCCAGCCGUUACUAUUGGCGUAA